AGUCCAUUGAUCAGAUGUAGCAACUGAUCAAAUUUUUCCGAUUCUCAGCAUUUAGUUCUUGAGCUUUUGAGGUGAUAGAACCAGGCCAAAAGGAUUCAAGGAUGUUAUAAAACCUAUCUCAACCUCCUAAAUAUAGAAUCAUUUUCUGGAUACUUUGGGGAGAAUAUAUAUAGCUUUAAAUAGCCACAAAAGUAGAGCAAUCAACGGAAAAGAACUCAUCUGUACAAGUGGAUCAAGAUCGAUUAUGACUCUCCACCGAUAACUCUAUCAUACAUAGUUUGAAGAUUUUUACAAGAAAAGAUUUCUGCCCUUUUUUUCCUUUGGUACAAAUCUUUAUCUGCACAGCCAGGAAGGAAAACAGGAAGAGGAGGAGCAUCAAUUAGCUCUUCCUCUUCUUCUUUCUUACUUAGAAUGGGAUCUGGGGUCUCCAGACAGGUAGAAAGGCGCAAGGCACUCACAGUGGAGAGGAGAAAGUUAUUUGAUCUUCAUCAAAGCUGUGGCGAAGACUUUCCAGCUUGUGCAUUCAGGCCUUCAGAUAGAAAAAACUGGAUGGAUGACCUCCAUCCUGAGAAACUUCAGAUAUGCAAGAUUGUUUGGCCCGGAACUCAUGAUUCUGCAACAGAUAGGAUUGGAAUCCCAUUGGUCACCAGGCCUUUUGCACAAUGCCAAACUCUAUCUGUCUAUCGCCAGCUUGUGCUAGGCUGCAGGGUUCUUGACAUUCGAGUUCAGAAGGAUCGCCGAGUCUGUCAUGGGAUUCUUGUCUCGUAUAACGUUGAUGUUGUGAUCAAUGAUAUAAAGAAGUUCCUGUCUGAAACACAUUCAGAGAUCAUAAUCCUUGAAGUCCGUACUGAGUAUGGACAUGACGACCCUCCUGAAUUCGACAAAUAUUUGGUAGAUCACCUCGGACAAUUCCUGAUCCACCAGAAUGACAAUGUGUUUCACAAGACUAUUUCGGAAGUGUUGCCAAAGAGAAUAAUAUGCAUAUGGAAGCCAAGGAAUUCACCUAACCCCAAAAGUGGGAGCCCUCUGUGGAAUUCUGGUCAUUUGAAGGAUGAUUGGAUUAACACGGAUCUGCCAUCAACCAAGUUCGAAAGCAACCUCAAGUAUUUGAGUGAGCAGCCACCAGUUUCCUCAAGGAAUUUUUUUUACAGGGUGGAGAACACAGUGACACCGCGGCCUGAUAACCCUGUUGUUUGUGUAGGGCCUGUGACAAAGCGGAUUCAUGAAUUUGCAAGAUUGUUCAUAACUCAGUGCUUCUCUCGAGGCAUUGCAGAUAGGUUGCAAAUCUUCUCCACAGAUUAUAUAGACGAGGAUUUUGUUGAUGCCUGUGUUGCACUUACAUAUGCAAGAGCUGAAGGGAAAGCUUGAAUAUAUUUUCAAUGCGUAUUUGUGUAGUGUGUAGGUUUACUUAGUUCAUGUUAAUAGAUUUUUGCAGUACUGUAUAAGUUAACCCCUUUCA
Messenger RNA from Rosa rugosa (rugosa rose), 1459 nucleotides. RefSeq lists its product as uncharacterized. Bases 412 to 1368 code for a protein of 318 amino acids. Gene Ontology annotation, molecular function: phosphoric diester hydrolase activity. NCBI's taxonomy places the organism in Eukaryota, Viridiplantae, Streptophyta, Magnoliopsida, Rosales, Rosaceae. Gene Ontology annotation, biological process: lipid metabolic process. The record is from RefSeq and is a predicted model, not a curated record. The transcript has a single exon.